AUGCAAAAUAAAAGUGAAUUCAACAGUACAAAUAGUAAAGAAUUUUAUCAAGAUGAAUAUGAUAAUAUUCCAUGUCAUAGAAAUGAAUACAUUAAUAAUCAACAUGAAAAUGUAGAUUAUACAAAUAAUAAUUAUGUUCAUGAAAUGUCUUUGAUAAAUAACACAGAAAAUCUACAAAAUAGUAAUAACUCUAAUUUAAUAAGUGUUAAAAAUGGAUUAACACAAAUAUAUAAUAAUUUUCCAUUCACUUAUGAAGAUGUAGAUAUUACUUGUAAAGAAAAAAAAAAUGAUCGAAUUAAAAUGUACGAAAAUGAAAAUGUCAAUAUAUAUGACGAACAAAAUGAACAAAAUGAACAAAGUGAACAAAGUGAACCAAAUGAUCAAAAUGAACAAAAUGAUCAAUAUGAACAAAAUGAACAAAAUGAACAAAAUAAUCCUUUUUUUCCAGGUUCUUAUAAAAAAGAAAAUGACAUAAUACCAUGUGAUAAUAAUAUAAUACCAUGUAAUAACGAAUCUUAUAAUUUACAUAUAAAUAAAAGAAGUACAAAUGAACUUCUUCCAAAAGAUCAGUACUUAUAUAAUGAUAAAAAUUAUGAAAUAAGUAAUAAGAACAACAGCAACAAUAAUAAUAAUAAUAAUAAUUAUAGUAAUAAUUUAUAUGUAAAUAAGCAUGAUAUGAUGAAUUAUUAUAUGAAAGAUAACAAUGAAAACCUAUUAAAUCCCUCAAACUUUAAUAAUAUAUAUCAUCAUAAUGAAUAUCCUGAUAAUAAUAAUUGUAGUGUAAAUUCAUUUCUGAAGAAUAAUGUGGGGGAAAAUAAUAAGUAUAAUAAUUAUAUUAUACAUGAUAAUAUGUUUGAUAAUAUAAAUAAUAAUGACAUUAUAAAUAAUAUAAAUAAUGUUAAUUGUGUAAAUAACAUACAUUCAGAGUCAUAUAAUAAACCAACCAUUUACAAAAAUGUUAUGAAUUAUCAUAAUAAAAACAAUUAUGAUAUGGUAACAUAUAGUAAUAAUAAUUGUAAUAUAUAUAAUAACAAUUAUGAAGAUAUUAUAUCUCCAUAUAAUACGUACACUGACUCAAAUUGUAAUUUUCAAAACUUUAAUAAUUAUAAUAAGCCAAUGCAUGAUAAUUAUUCAAUAAAAAAAUUAUAUCAUAAUAAUAAUUAUUAUUAUAAUAAUAAUAUUAAUAAUAAUCAUUAUCAAAAUAAUUAUCAUCAUCAUAAUAUUUAUAAUAAUAUAGAUACUGCACAAAAUAUAAAUAUACCUUUUCUUAAUAAUUAUAAUGAAAAUAUAAAUACAGGAUUAUAUAAUAAUGUGAUAAACAGUAAUAUGAACACACAAUACAAUGCAACCCCUUUACUGAAUCAAAUGUUUUUAAAUUAUAAUAAUGAUGAACAUGUAAAAAAUAUACACAAUGAGAAUAAUUUAUCAAGUUGUAAAAAUAUACCCGUUGUACAAAACAAUACAUUUAUUAAUAAUCAAGAAUCUCAUUUUAUAGAGGACAAAAAAUUAUAUUAUAAUAAUAUGAUAGAUUCCAAUAAUAUGGGCAUAUUAAAUUAUAAACAUCCUAUAUAUAAUAAUAUAAACAUUGUAGGUGAUAAAAAAGAAAAUAUAGAGGAAAUAUAUGAUAUGAAUAUUAAUAUAUCUGCAUUAAAUAAAGAAAAAUCUAAUAUGAAUUUGGAAAAAUAUAAAACAGAUUGUUAUAAUAGCAAUAUGAUGGGACCUGUUCAUAUGGAUAAUAAAAUGAAUGGAGAAAAUAUAAUGAAUGGUGAUAAUAAAAUGAAUGGAGAAAAUAUAAUGAAUGGAGAAAAUAUAAUAAAUGGUGAUAAUAAAAUGAAUGGAGAAAAUAUAAUAAAUGGUGAUAAUAAAAUGAAUAGAGAAAAUAUAAUGAAUGGUGAUAAUAAAAUGAAUGGAGAAAAUAUAAUGAAUGGUGAUAAUAAAAUGAAUAGAGAAAAUAUAAUAAAUGGUGAUAAUAAAAUGAAUAGAGAAAAUAUAAUGAAUGUUGAUAACAAAAUAAAUCAUGAUAAUAAUUAUGAUAAUAAUAAUGAUAAUAAUUAUGAUAAUAAUAAUGAUAAUAAUAAUGAUAAUAAUUAUGAUAAUAAUUAUGAUAAUAAUAAUGAUAAUAAUUAUGAUAAUAAUUAUGAUAAUAAUUAUAAUUCUCCUUGGGAUGUUAAUUUUCCAAAUUCGUUGUAUAAUAAUAAUUGCAUAAGUAAUAAAAGCAAAUAUACAAAUAGAAGUAACUCAUAUGAACUUAGUUUAUUUAAAGAUAAUAAAAAAAAUAACAUUAAUAGUAAUAGUAAUAAUAAUAAUAAUAAUAAUAGUAAUAAUAAUAAAUAUGAUGAUAUGUUGAAUAAGAAGAUGUUAUAUAGUAUUUAUUUACAAUCAUUACUAAAUAAUUUGAAUAAUGAAAUAUAUAAUGAUAAUGAGCAUGACGAUGAUAUUAGAACUUCUGUAAUUUAUAAAGAUUAUUUAAAAAGAAAUAAUAUAAAUAAUCAAUUAAUAUUAUAUAAUAUAAAAAGAAAUAUAUCGAAUAGAUUCUUUAAUAAUAUACCUAAUAUAAAUAAUUAUUUUUCUUAUUUGAAUUAUUAUAUUGAAUCAUUAAGAUUAUUAUAUAAUAAGCUUUUAAGAAAUCGAAAUUUAAUAUUGAUAUUAGCAAAAGAAAUAUUUUCAAAAAAUAAAAAACUUGAUAAAACAAAAAAAAAUAUAUAUACCUCGAAUAAUGAAAAAUAUUCAUAUAUAAGACAAUUAUUAUCAGUCCUAUUACCCCAACCACCUAUAUAUCCACCAUUCGAAAUAUGGUUUUUUAUGAGUAAGAAAUGUGCAUCACAAUUACAUAAACUUCAUUUAACAAUAUAUAUGGUAUAUCAAAAAAUAAUAUAUAAUUUUUCUAAUAUAUUGUUACAAAUAAACAAUGAUAUGAAUAUUAGGAAACCAAAUAAAAUCCAGAAGAAUAUAAAUGAAAGUAAUGAUUAUUUAAAUUUAUAUGAUCAUAAUGAAAAUGAAAAAAAAAAUAUUAAAUAUGAUGAUAAACAUGAAGAAAGUUAUAAUCAAAGAUUAUAUAAUUUAAAAAAAACAAAUUUAGACACUAACCAAAAUGAUUCAAACUCACAAAUACAAUUAAAUAAACCUAUUAUUAGUAAUACAUUACCUACAACAGAUGAAAAAAUGAUCAUUUCAUUAAAUUCUCGUAAUAAUGAUGAUCGUAUUAUAAAUAAUAUGGAUACAAAUAUGUUGAUUCAAAUAAAUAAGAAACUUGAAUAUAUUAUCACAUCUAUUAAUAAUAUUAAUAAAAUAAUAAUGAACAAAAAAAACGUACAGAAUAUUUUACAAGGUCAUCAUAAUAUAAAUGAAAAAAUGUAUAAUAUACAUCCUAUCAAUCCUAUACAAACAAGUAAUUUGCGGACCUUUGAAAGUAUUAGUGAUAAUAUAAUAUCAUGUGAUGAUGAAAAUAGUAUAAAUAUUAUUGAAGACGAAGAAAAUUUUAAAAAUACAAAUGAAAAAACAAAUGAAAAAAUAAAUGAAAAAAUAAAUGAAAAAAUAAAUGAAAAAAUAAAUGAAAAAACAAAUGAAAAAAUAAAUGAAAAAACAAAUGAUAUAGAUCAUAUAAAUAUUGAUAAACAAUUAAGUAACAAUAUUAGCACAAAUAAACAAAUACAUAUUAAUAACAAUCAAAUUAUAGCAUAUAAUAAUUUUGAAUAUGAUUCUUUGUUUAAUAAAUGGAAUAAUAUAAAAUCAGAUAUACAUAAUUAUAUUUAUGAAGAAAAUCCAUUCAAUAUAUUAGAUAAUAUAAAAUAUGAACUAGAAGAUGUAUACAACCAAAUGAUGAAUUUAAAAAAAACGGAUAACAUCUUAACUAUAAAUGAUAAAUUAUUACAUAAUCUUUUAAAAUUAGAUAAUUCAACUCAUCAAAUGGAUAUACCAAAUAUUUCAUAUGAUAAUAAAUGGAAAGGAAACAGCAACAACCAUAAUAAUAACCUCAAUAAUAAUAGUAAUAAUAAUAAUAAUAAUAAUAAUAAUUUUACUGAAAAUAAGAAUGUGUUAGAAGAAUUAUUAAGUAAUAAUAAUUGUUUUAAUAGAAUUAAUAAGCAAUUUAAAAAUAAAGAUAAUUAUAAAGAACCAAAUUUAAUGACUCAUAAUGAUAUUGCAGAUGAUAUAAGUAUAUGUUCGAAUGAAGAUGUAAAUGAUAUUAUAUAUAAUAUAAAUAGAACUGAUGACAUACUAAAAAGGUUAAUGUAUCUUUCUAAUAAUUAUUAUAAUAAUAUGAUAGAAUAUGAUAAUUAUAUAUUACAUUCAUAUCAACAUAAUGACGAUAUCUUAAAUGAAUUAAAUAAUAAUACGGUUACAUAUUACAACAAUAUCAAAAAAAAAAAACCAUUUUAUAAUCAAUUAUUACCAAGAACAAAAAGAAAUGAAAAUGUUAUAUUUAAUAAUAAUUAUAUUGUAACACCAAAUAAUAUAUAUAAUAAUAAUAAUAAUAAUAAUAAGUUAGCAGACUCGGAAAUUGUGGAAAACGUUAUGUGGACUUGUAAUCAAAAUAAUUAUCAAUUCAAUAGAAGUGAAAGCAAUGAUAAUUUAAAAAAUAUUCCUCAAGAAAAUAAUUUUCUCUUACCUAACAGUAAUAUGGAAAAAUUCGGUGAACUAAUAAAUGUAGAUAUGAACAAUAUUGAAAAUAAUAUAAAUAUGUUUAAUAAUAUGUAUAAUAAUGUAAAUAAUAAUGUGAAUAAUAAUGUGAAUAAUAAUAUAAAUGGUAAUAAUAUAAAUAAUAAUAAUAUAAAUGGUAAUAAUAUAAAUAAUAAUAAUAUCAAUAGUAAUAAUAUCAAUAGUAAUAAUAUUAAUAGUAAUAAUAUCAAUAGUAAUAAUAUCAACAGUAAUAAUAUCAAUAGUAAUAAUAUCAACAGUAAUAAUAUCAAUAGUAAUAAUAUCAAUAGUAAUAUUUAUAAUAAUAUGUAUAAUAUGAAUUAUAAAAAUAAUGGGAUAUCAUCCAAUAAUAAUUAUAUAAAUAAUAUAAACAAUGAACAACAUUUGAACCCUAUGAAUUAUAAUACAUAUGGUUAUGAUUUAUCAAAUAAUGUUAAUCAUUUAUUUUAUAAUAAUAAUUAUAUGGACGGAUCAUAUAAUAUAUCUAAUAAUAAUAUAAUUCAGAAUGAGAAUAUUAAAGGCAUUUAUCCUCAUAUUUAUAAAACGAACAAUGUGGUAAAUGUUGAAACAAAUACUUUUGAUAUAUAUGAUAAUGUACGUAAUAAAUAUACUAGUAUGGAUAAUAAAGACUCUGUUGGAGAAUAUAUAAGUGAUAGAGAAGAAAGUUAUUAUGAUAUAAAUAUAUUAAAUGAUGAAAAUAACAUAAAUAAAAAUAUUAUUAAUAACAAUAUUAAUGAUAUGAAUGUUUAUGAUAGUAAUAAUAUUCAUAGUAACAAUAAUAACAAUUUUGAUUAUAUUAAAAAUAUUGAUAAUAAUAAUAAUAAUAUUAAUGAUCGUGUAUUUGAUAGUAGAAAUUCAUAUGAAUGUUCUUUUCCCCUGUUAAAGAAUGGACCAUAUUUUUAUGAAAAUGAAAAAAAGACUUCUUCAAAUAUAUUAUGUAAUCAAGAUGUAAAUUUAGCAAAUAAUAAUUUUAUAAAUUAUGAAUCGAAUAUAUCAAAUAAUUAUAAUCAACUAAUAUCACAUAAUAAUAAUGAAAGGAAUAUAAAUCUGAAUAAAAAUUUUAAUGUUUUUAAUAACAAUGUGUUGAUAAAUAAUUGUACUAUAAAUGAUAAUAAUGUGGGUAAUAAUAAUGUGGAUAAUAAUAUGAUUGAUAGUAACAUGAUUGGUAAUAAUCUUAUUGAUAAUAAUAUGAAUGGUAAUAAUAUUAUUGAUAAUAAUAUGAAUGGUAAUAAUAUUAUUGAUAAUAACCUUAUUGAUAAUAACCUUAUUGAUAAUAGCCUUAUGGAUAAUAACCCUAGUGAUAAUAACCUUAUGGAUAAUAAUAUGAAUGAUAAUAAUAUGUAUGAUAGUAACAUAUAUGACCAUAUUAAUAACUUCUCGAUAAAUAGUCCAAUGAUAGAUAUGAAUUCCUUUGAAGAAGAUCCAAACAAUUAUAACAUGAUACAUAUCAAUGAAACAGAUAUAAAUUUAACAAAUGGGGACCUUAUAAAUAAUAGUGAGAACUAUUAUAAACAUGAUAACAAAGCUUCAUAUCUAUUAAAUUAUCAAAACUGUAAAAAUUUUGAAUUAAAAAAUGUAUCAAAUGUAGAAAUAGAACAAACAAAUAUAAUAGAUAGUAAUAAUACGUAUAAUCAAAUAACAGAAGAAAAUGAAACCUAUAGUUCUCAUAUGUCAUUAGAAGAAAAAAUUAAUAAAACAAAUGAUAUGUGUAAAAAUGAUACUGAAAUAAAUGACCAUUCGUUAGCGAUUUUGUUAAAAAAAAAUCCAAGUGAAAAAAAAAAAAUAAUGAACAAUCAUCAUAACAAUAACAAAAAGAACAACAUCAACAAUAACAACAACAACAAUAACAAUAACAACAAUAACAACAACAACAACAACAAUAACAACAACAACAACAACAACAAUAAUAACAACAACAACAACAACAAUAACAACAACAACAAUAACAACAACAACAAUAACAACAAGAAAAAAAAGGAGGAUUUGCAUGAACAUAAUAAUAAAGAAAAACUACAGAAUUGUCAUAAUGAAUAUUUAGAUAGUAAUGAUUAUAACUCAGAUAACAAUACUAAAAAAGAUAACGUACUUCUUAUAAAUAAUAUAAAAAAUACAAAUUGUAAUAUGGACCAAAAUAAUGAUAUCAUUUCAAAAAAUGCGAAUAAUAGUUCUAAUAACAAUGAUAUUUCCAAUGAAAAAGAUAAUAUAAAUAAAAUGAAAUUAAAGAAAAUGUUAGAAAUUACAAAUAAAUUAAUUGGAAAAAAAUAUAGAGGUAUAUGUUAUGACCCUACCAGAAAUGGAUGGUCAACUUUUGUGUAUAAAGAUGGAGUUAGAUAUAAAAAAUUUUUUUCUUCUUUUAAAUAUGGAAAUUUACUAGCAAAAAAAAAAUGUAUUGAAUGGAGAUUAAAAAAUCUGAAUCCAAGUUCACAUGCCUAUUCAUUUUCUUUAAAAGCAAAGGAAGAAUUUAACGAGGUUUUAAAUGAUAAUUAUAAAGAUGUAGGUAUAUUAUAUGACAAUAAAAAAGAUAGUAAUAAUAAUAAUAAUAAUGGUAAUCAAGAUGAUGAUGGGAAUAGAGACAUACUAUACAUAAAUGCUUUCUUGAAUAUAUAUAAUGACGAAAAGGUUAAGGAAAAAUGUUUUACGGAUGAAAAUGAUAAUGUUAAGGAUAAUGAAAGAAACACAAAAGAAAUAAAAAUAAUUAAAAAUAAAAUCCCUCCCCCCCAAAAAAAAACAGUACAAAAUAUAAGUACUAAUGAGAAAUGUAAUGAUGAGAAAGAAAUAUAUUAUGAGGAUAAUACAAAUGUUAAUGUAACAAAUAAUAAUAAUAAUAAUAAUAGUAAUAGUAAUAUGAUGGAUGAAAGGCAACAUUCUUAUAAUAAUGAUACAAUAAAUGAAAAAAAAAAUAAUUCUCUAAAUACAGGAAAAAGAAAAAAUGACAGAGAGAAUUAUAUGAACAACCAUAUGAAUACUGAUUCAUUUUUACUUUAUAAUUCUGGUGAUAACUUAAUUGACAAAAAUAAAAAUUGUAAAUUAUUUAGUAAUACAUUAGAAAAUGAUGAAACGUAUUCUUGUGAUACCCAAAAUGUACCAGAUAAUGUAUUAAAAAAUAAUGAAUAUAAAAGAAAGAAAAUGUGUACAGUACCAGAAGAAAAAAUAAUAAAAGAUACUAACGAUUUUGUUGAUAUGAUGUAUACCUUGGUGGAAAGAAAUAAUACAUUUGAUAAAAAUUCUGAUUUGAAAAAAGAUCAAAUGGAUAAUAAAAAGGAACAGGAAGAUGUAGAAAAAGAUGUAAAAGAAAAUGAAAAGAAAGAUGUAAAAGAAUAUGAACAGAAAGAUGUAUAUGUAGAUGUAGAGGAAGGAUUAAAAAAAACAACAAGAAAGCAUUUAAUAAAUAUGAAUAAUUGUGAUACAUAUAAUCAUGAGAAUAAUAAUAAUGAGAAUUAUCUAAUUCAUAAUAGUACUAAUAACACAAAAACAAAAAAUAGAUCAUGUAUUGAUAAUAUUGACAUCACGUUAAAUAAUAUAAAUUGCGGAAUUCCUUUAAUAGAGGAUAAUCAUUUAUAUGAUAAAGAUAAAAUUAUGAAUGAUAUAAAUACAUACAAAAAUAUGGAAGAUAUAAAUUGUAAACACCAUAAUAGUUGUAAUUUUAUGAAUGUGGAUUACAAAAAAGACAAACAUCUUACAUCAUAUAAUGAUAAUUUAAAAAAUAAUGAAGAAGAUAUAUUUUUUAAUAAUACUAAAAAUAACUUUGUUUUACAUAAUAAUAGUAAUAAAAUAAAAAAUGAUGAAAAUUAUUUUGCUUACAAAGAUAAAUUAUUAAAAUAUAUGAAUACAUGUAAAUAUACUAAUGAUGAAGAAAAACAUAUAUUUCUUCAGUUUUUAAAAAUAAAAACAGAAUGGGUAUUAGUAGAAUUAAAUAACUUAGAAGAAAAAUAUCAUCAUUAUUUUAGAAAUAAAAUUGAAUCAUUUUAUAAAAACUAUUUAUUAAAAGUAAAAAAUAAUAAAAAGCAAAAUGAAAACAUAAAAGAAUUAGAAAUAAUAUUUGAAAAUAAAUUAAAUACUCCAUGGGUGUGUAUGAUAUUUCCUUAUUAUUUUAUAUCCUAUUUUAAUUAUAAAAUUUUUUGUAUUUUAAAAUGUACAAAAAAAAAAAGAGUAAGAAAAAAUACAAAUUUAAUAAAAGAUAAAAUACUUACUUCAAAACUUAAAGGAGUAAAUUUUAUAAAAUAUAAAAAAGCAUGGUGUUUUACAUAUGUUGAUGUUGAUGAUAAAAAAAAAAAAAAAAUUUUCCCUGUAAAUGAUUAUGGUUUUGUUGAAUCCAAAGCUUUAUCUAUAUUAUUCAGAAAGAGUUUCUUUUUUCAUUUAAAUAAAAUACAUAUCUUUUUAAAAAAUAUUCUUUAUAAUAAAAAUAAUAUAUCAAAUACUAUGAUAAAUCAAGGAAAUACUUAUAAUAAUAUAAAUGAAUAUAUUGAUCAUUAUAAAAAAUAUGAAGAAUUUCUAGUAUGCUAUGGCAAAAUUAUUUAUUUUAAUGAGAUGAAAAAUAUAUAUAUAUGUAGCGAAAAUAAACAGAACGCUUUAAAUUAUAUGCCAAAGGAAAUAAAACGUCAAAUAUGUAACAAAAUGUGUUCUCAUAAGGAAUAUAAUAUGGAUAAUAAUAUGGAUAAUAAUAUGGAUAACAAUAUAGAUAACAAUAUAGAUAACAAUAUAGAUAACAAUAUGGAUAACAAUAUAGAUAACAAUAUGGAUAACAAUAUAGAUAACAAUAUAGAUAACAAUAUAGAUAACAAUAUAGAUAACAAUAUAGAUAACAAUAUAGAUAAAAAUUUAUGUAAAAAUUUAUGUAACAAAAUUGAUCCAAUAAACCUAUUAAUUACUACUAGAUAUUAUUUUUUGAAAAAAUCCAAAAUAAUGAAUUUUCCAAAAGGAUUGGUUUAUUUAUCUGGAUAUUUUUUAUGGCUAGUUGCAUUUUUAAAUAAUAAGAAGGAAGAAAUAAUUAUAUCCUUUUCUGUACGUAAAUAUUCAUAUGAUAUAGCUAAAGCGAAAUGUUUAGAAUGUUAUUAUUGUUUAUUACAUAAAUAUAAAUUCAAACCGCUUAAUAUAUCAGGUGUUAUAGAUAUUGUAUUAGAGAGUGAUAUUGAAUGUAAAAAUUAUAAUUUAUUAGAUUAUUCAUCUGAAGAUAUUAUGUCACUAGAAUAUCUGUUUCUAUAUUUUUCUCCUUCUUCAUAUGUUUUACAAAAUAAUACAUUAUAUAAAAAAAUUGCACGUAAGAAUCAAGAAUUACAUAAGCAAUAUGAUAAAUUAUUUCCAGGACAGUAUGUACAUUUGAAUACUUAUCAAACCUAUGAAAUAACAAAUAAUGAUUUAAUAGAUAAUAAUAUAAAAUGUGCAAACGGUGAAAUGGUGUCUAAUAUAUAUAAUGAUAAAUUAUCUCAAGAUGAUAAGAAUAAGUUUAUAUCGUCUAGAAAUGAACAAAACAUAUUGGAUACUAUGAUAUAUAAUAAACAACAUGAGUACCAUGAUGUAAAUAUGGACCAAAUCAAUAAAAAUAAGGAGGAACCUAUAACAAAUAUAACAAAAAAUAUAUCAAAUGAUUUAUCUCCUUUAAUAUAUGACCAUCAAAAUAUUACAUAUAAGAAAAAUGACAAGAAAAGUAUCCCCUUAUGUUUUUCAGAUGAUGAAGAAGCCAAAGAAAUUAAUGAUAAGAUAAAAAAGAAAAAAGAUAUCAAUUUAAAUUGUAUGAGUAAUUUACACAAUGAAAUUAGUAAAAAAAGUACCAACAUAAAUAUUACAAAUCAUAAUAUAAAUGUGCAAAUGAAUGAUUCGAUGAAUGGACACUUGAUGGACGAAAAAAUACAUAUGCAUAAUAAAAAUAAUACUAACAAAAUUGAUAAUAAUAUAAACAAUAUACAUAAUAUAAGCAAUAUACAUAAUAUAAGCAAUAUACAUAAUAUAAACAAUAUACAUAAUAUAAACAAUAUACAUAAUAAUAAUAAUAGUAGUUGUAGUUCUUGUUGUUUUUAUGUUAAACAUGUGAACAGAGAAAGUGAUAAUGGUAAUUCAGAGAAUUUGUUUACCUCCAAAACGUUUCAAGACACUUAUAAGCAAACAUACAUAAAUAAUGAUUAUUACAAAAAUAUAUUAAAUAAAAAUAUAUGCUUCUUUUUCGAUAAUAAUAUACAAGAUAUUUAUUUAAAAAAAUAUUAUGAUGAAUUGUUUAAUGAAAAAUCAAAUGAAGAUGAAAAUAUAAAAAAUGAACAUAUUUUAUUCAAAAGAAUUGACAAAAAAGAAGAAAAUAUUGGAAUUUUUAUUUUAUUAAACUGUCAAUGGUUAUCUGAUUCUUUUGUUAAUAACGUUAAUCAAAUAGAAACAAAAUAUGCCGAUAUUUAUUCUUUUAAAAAUUAUCUCAAUACAUGUGAAGAAGUUUAUAAUUGGAAAUAUAAAAAGAAUUUUAUUAAAGAUUGUGCUGAAAUUUCCAAAAAAUUUCCAAGAAUUGUUGGUGUUCAUUAUGAUUCUUAUGCAACUGCAUGGGUUGUUAAUUGCUCAUUUAAUAAAAAAAGACAUGAUAAAAAGUUUUCUGUAAAAACAUUUGGAUUUUUACAAGCAAGGAAGCUAGCUAUUGAAUACAGGGAAAGGUGGAUACAAUUAAAGGCUUUCCAUCGUCUAAAUAAUUUAAAAAAAAAAACAGAAAAAUUAUAA
Plasmodium reichenowi is the source of this 11325-nucleotide messenger RNA. Its product is annotated as transcription factor with AP2 domain(s). Lineage: Eukaryota; Apicomplexa; Aconoidasida; Haemosporida; Plasmodiidae. The coding region runs from base 1 to 11325 and encodes 3774 amino acids. Gene Ontology annotation, molecular function: DNA-binding transcription factor activity. Gene Ontology annotation, biological process: regulation of DNA-templated transcription. The record is from RefSeq and is a predicted model, not a curated record. The transcript has a single exon.